Messenger RNA from Mesorhabditis spiculigera, 312 nucleotides. Lineage: Eukaryota; Metazoa; Nematoda; Chromadorea; Rhabditida; Rhabditidae. The record is from the annotation of a GenBank genome assembly.
AUGCAUCACAAGCUGAAACCAGCCGGCUACCCGCUUCGGAACAUCUUCAACGGCGCCUCAAGCAGCCUGCUACUGAUGCUCGUCUCCGCAGUGUUGAUCUCUUCAGUUGUCGCCACGUCGCUUCGCAAGAGCAGCAACUAUGCGCGACUCGCUGGCAUCGACCGUCACCGCAGAGAUGGCGAUAAAAGGUGCCCGAACGAUCGUCCGUUUGUAUGCUAUGUCUUCGACGAGCUCCACCAGGAAUAUCCGGCAUGGCUAAAGCAACGUGGUGAUGACAGUGACGAGGACCAGUUGAAGGUAAUCUGUAACCUU